This is a messenger RNA of Heterostelium album PN500, 1881 nucleotides long. It is a transcript of the gene glb1, whose product is annotated as glycoside hydrolase family 35 protein. Gene Ontology annotation, cellular component: vacuole. The record is from RefSeq and is a predicted model, not a curated record. Gene Ontology annotation, biological process: carbohydrate metabolic process. The transcript has a single exon. Gene Ontology annotation, molecular function: beta-galactosidase activity. NCBI's taxonomy places the organism in Eukaryota, Evosea, Eumycetozoa, Acytosteliales, Acytosteliaceae. The coding region runs from base 1 to 1881 and encodes 626 amino acids.
AUGACAAAUAAUAAUAACAAUAAUAUUGUAAAAGUUUUAAUUGCAAUUAGUUUGACUUUGAUUGCUCUGACAUUGGCUACGGUCAGUGCAUCAUCGUUCUAUAUUGAGGGUAACAGUUUCUUAAAGGAUGGCGAGUCAUUCCAGAUCAUAUCCGGUUCUUUCCACUAUUUUAGAUCACAUCCACUUCUUUGGCGUGAUCGUCUGCAAAAGAUGAAGGCUGCUGGUUUGAACACCGUGCAGACUUACAUUGCUUGGAACGUUCAUCAGUCGAUCGAUAUGCAAUUCGACUUUACCACCUACAACAUCACUCAGUUCUUUGAGAUCGCUCAGGAGGAAGGUUUGUUGGUGGUGGUCCGUGCUGGGCCAUACAUCUGUGGAGAAUGGGAGUACGGUGGAUUCCCUGCUUUCAUCGAUCAAACCGUUGCUAUUCGUAGUAGCGAUCCUGCCUACUUGACCUAUGUCACUCAAUAUUUCAAUGUUCUGCUUCCAAUGUUGAACGAACAGCUCUAUACCAACGGUGGACCAAUCAUCAUGGUACAGGUAGAGAAUGAAUACGGAAGUUACGGAUCGGACAAGCUCUAUCUCAACACACUUUUGUCACUCUAUGAAAAAUACUUUGGAACUGCUCGUGGUCAAGAAUCCGGUGUCGUUUUCUACAGUACCGAUGGAUCCGGUGAUCUCUAUCUCUAUGGCUCACAGAUUGCGGGUGUCUACCAAACCAUUGACUUUGGUCCAACCGACGACCCCGAAUCCAAUUUCAAAAUACAAAGAAAAUUUGAACCAACCGGUCCACUCAUGAACUCUGAGUACUACACUGGUUGGCUAACUCACUGGUUGGACAGUAGUCCAGCUGGUGCCGACACCAAGUCUGUCGCCGACGGAUUGUCAGCCAUUCUCAAGCUUGGUGCAAGUGUCAACAUGUACAUGUUCUACGGUGGUUCCAACUUUGGAUUUAUGAAUGGUGCAAACAGUGGCGGUGCAAACGACUAUGAAAUCACAAUCCAAUCGUACGACUAUGAUUCCCCACUCAACGAAGCCGGUGACAUCACCAACAAAUACUUGGCCAUUCGUCAGGUCAUCUCCGAAGCAACCGGCGGUAAAGUCGGACCAAUUCCAGCGAACAACACUCAUAUUGCAUACGGAACAGUCGAGUUCACCGAAGCUGCAUCACUCUUCUCCAAUCUCAACAUCGCUCAAAACGUGAUUGCCAACUCGGGAAAACCACUGACAUUCAGUGAAGCCGGAUUGGACUAUGGAUUCAUCCUCUAUGAAACGACAAUCAAUACCGUUUACCAAUCGAAUCAACUCGAUGCCAUGGCAGUCAACGACCGUGCCACUUUCUAUGUGAACGACAUCUACCAAGGUUUCCUACAACGUACAUUCAACAGCUCGAUCAAAGUGGAAUUCCAAGACGGUGAUACCAACACCAUCAGAAUUCUCUUGGAGAAUCAAGGUAGAAUCAACUACGGUAGUUACAUGGACGACCAAAAGGGUUUGGGCGACGGUGUUAUUUCCUACUUCCAAUACUUAGGUCCAUGGAACAAUUAUUUACUUCCAUUGAGAUCGUUGGACGGUUUGGAGUACACUCCACUCUCACAAUACAGAAAUUCAUCGCAACCAACAUUCUACCGUGGAUAUCUCAACAUUGCUAGUGCCAGUGAUAUCGGUGAGACCUAUCUAUCAUUCGAAGGAUUGGGUAAAGGAAAUCUCUGGGUCAAUGGAUUCGACGUAGGUCGUUACUGGAAUGUUGGACCACAAUACACAAUGUACAUACCAUCGGUCUUACUCCAAGUAGGUCAAAAUGAAAUCGUAAUUUUCGAAACAUUACUCCAGAAACCAGUUCAAUCUAUACAAUUAAUUGAUCAACCAUUCUUUAAUUAA